AUGACGACGAAGAUGUCCGAACUUCCAAAGGAGUUGUUGGAGUAUAUACUCGCUAGGGCUCCAGUGCAAUCUAUGAGAUCAGUAAGAUUGACUUGCAAACAAUGGAACACUUUAUCCGAAGAAGAAAGCUUUACAAAGAAGCACCUCGUUCGAGUGAAAGCUGAUAGGGAGUUUAUGGUGGCCAUAGCGAUGGAUUUUAAGGUUUGUUUGAUGAGCAUCAAUCUCCAUGGAAUUCACAAGGAAAGAAAGGUUAAAUCAUCUAUGUGUAAAGGUAAACUUAUUAACCUUAUGGAUGCGUUUGAAGUCUAUCAUUGCGGUGGUUUAUUGGCAUCCAUCACAAAAGACUUCACUAGGUUUGUGGUUUGGAAUCCAUAUUGGGGGCAAAGUCGUUGGAUCGAACCUAGAACUCGUCACAUAAAUAUGUAUGCUAUUGGAUAUGAGACGAGAAAAUCGUGCCGCAGCUACAAACUUUUGAGUUGUAUGGAUUCUACUAUUGCUGAUAACUGUGUUGAGUACGAAGUCUAUGAGUUAGACUCUAAUUCAUGGAGGGUUCUUAAUGUCGCUUCUGAUUGGGCGACAGAUGUUUAUACAUACGGUGGUGUCUCUGUGAAUGGAAAUACUUAUUGGUACACUCCAGAAGGAAGAAUGGAUGAAUACGUGAUUUGCUUUGAUUUUACAACAGAGAGAUUUGGACCGGCUCUGCCACUGCCGUUUCGCUCUCGUCGUACCGAUCUUGUGGUUCUCUCUAGUGUUAGAGAAGAACAACUUGCGGUGUUAUUUGUGCACUGGUAUAUAUUUAAGAUGGAGAUAUGGAUUACUAACACGAUUGAACCCAAUGAUGUGUCGUGGAGAAAGGUGCUCGUACCAGUGGACAUGGAACCAUUCAUUGAUCUUAUGUCUCAACCUAUUCAACGUUGGAGUUUCUUCGUUGACGAGGAGAUAAAAGCCGCUGUGCUUUUUGAUACAGACAAAGAGAAGCUAAAAACAUUCCGCAACAGAGCUUACAUCAUUGGAGAGAAUGGCUACUUCAGAAGUGUAGAUCUCGGAGAAUCUGCAGGCAGAUAUUGUUUACCGCUUGGGUGCUCUUAUGUUCCAAGUUCAGUGCAAAUCAAGCAACUUUCGAAAGGCAAAAGCAGUUAG
Molecule: messenger RNA, 1140 nt
Organism: Camelina sativa (false flax)
Lineage: Eukaryota; Viridiplantae; Streptophyta; Magnoliopsida; Brassicales; Brassicaceae
Product: putative F-box/kelch-repeat protein At3g16880
Molecular function (GO): protein binding
Source: RefSeq, a predicted model, not a curated record